GCGGGCGGACGAGGCUGCGGCGGCGCGGGUUGCCAUGGAGCGGGAGCGGCGGCUCCGCGCUCCCUGCGCCGGGAAGGCUCCACGCAAGAAGCGCCGCUCGUCCCCUCUACCGGGGGCGGCCGCUCUCCCGGGCAGCCGGGCCGGCGGCUCCCAGAUGUGCCGGCGGCGCCUGUUCGGGAGCGCGGGGCCUCGCGGGCCCGAGCCCGCCUGUAAGCGCCUCUCCCGGGCGGCGGCGGGGCUUGGGGUGCAGGAGGCGGGGCCCGUACCGGCGGGAAAAGGCCUGAAGAAAAAGUUCAGUGGGAAAAACUUACCAAAGAUUAAAGAAAAUGUUGAAUAUACUGAAGAGAGCUCUUCAUGCAACGAAAGCAAUCAAGUGACAGGCAGCGAAACGAUAGACUUCAAGAUAAAAGAGGAACCAGAAGAAAGCAGUGUACCACUGAAGGAUUCCAAACUAAUCAACUUCGAAAAUAAAGGAAGUUUAAAAAAUGCUGAAGUGACUUCAAGUACAGAAAUUACUCUUCCCACAGGUGUUUCCACCUUUCUCAUAGAGUGUUUAGAUGAAGAUUCAGCUGCAGAUUAUAGCGCUGCUAGCGACAGCCUGAAAACUUACUCAUCCCCUGAAACAUUCAGAGAUGAUGAUUUGGAAAGAUGCAAUUUUUACUCUGUGGACCUUGGCAAGUACAAGAACUCUACUCUCUUGGACUCCAGCAAAGCGGUGACCAUUGAUAAGAUACCACAGAUGUCAAAUCUUUCAGCAAUAUUAGAACCUGUACCAGAGGAUUUUCCAGACCGAUGCACUAAAAGGAAGAGACCAUCAAGUUGCUAUAACAGUUCUUCAGCAUUAAGCAUUUCAGCUACGCUGGCAGGAAAAAAACUCUGUAAAAUAACAGCUGCAAGAGAGAGAACUCCAGACCUAAAAAGUGGUAUGCGCUGUUCUUCACCAUUAGGACCGGAAAGCAAGUAUGAUACUCGAACAGCUAAAGCCAAAAGGCUGAAGAAAACAGAAAGCCGUUUUAAUCCCUUUGAAGAAGGUUCAUCAUUGUUUAGGCAGCUUGAUGCCCCAGAAAACACAUCAGCCCGAUCAAAGGGGUUGACAGCAGAAGUCCUGCCAACCAAACCCACAGAUGCUGUGGUGCAAAUGACUUCCACCAUGCUAAUCAUGGAGGAAAAUAAAGUCCUAAAAAAUCCUGGUAAUGCUCAGCCUCUAGAGCUAAAUCUUAGCCUGUCGCCGGUGUGUAAAGCCUCACCUGGGGAAGACCUGUUCCUGAAUACCACAGGUCCAUUUAUUAACUCAGAAGAAAUUGUUCCUGCAUCUCUGAGCUCAGAAAAAGAAAUGAUUCCUCAAAGUCCAGGAGAAAAGAAUAUUUUAAAGCCUCAGUGUGACAGACGCGAGAUCUGCUCCAUCGUUAGAAUGUCACCAGACCCGAGACCUUCCUGGCUGCAGCAAGUUCCAGUUAACUCCAAAAAGUUCUGCCAUCCCAAAGGACUGCCUGAAGAUUCUAUAACGAGUACCAAAAAUUGGAUCUACUGUAAACGGAGAUGAGAUUUUUGGCUCUCAACAGGAGUUAACAGAAGAAAUAACCGUCUUGCUGCUGUGACAGGGUGGUAAAACAGAACUCCUAACUAGCAAAUAAUGGUUGUAUGUUGUUUGACAUUUAGUAUUACAUGUUUCAGUAAGCUAGUAAAUACUGAAAUAGUUUAUAUUAAAUUAUUUUGUACAGCAGCUAGAUCCUGUUCUGGGCAUUAUUCUGUAAGGAUUCCAUAAAGAUGAUUCUUCAGUUUGUUAGAUUUUUAAAAAGUUUGACUGAAGAACAGCAGACCAAAUGCCUUUUAAUAGAAUUACUUUUGGCUCUCUCUCUGCCAAGAUUUCUAGUUUUCUCUAGCAGCAUUAGUAUCUAAAGAUGGGACCUCUGUUUAAGUGUUAACAUUGACUGUGAAGGUAACUGCAUGUUCUGGGAGUGGCCAUGAAAGCAUUCAUGUACUCUUGGAGACCCAGAAGUCAAUAGUAUGCCACCUUUAAACUCCUUAAAUGCUUAGGUCUGCAGAACUUUGGAGGUACAGGACUGUGAGUUCUGCUGUAAUUUGAUUUCUGAACAUGACUACAGGUCAUCUUCACCCCAUCAUCUCUGAGAAUUGGCUCUUAAUGAUCAGCACUGUCACUAUUCUGAGCACAUCCACUGCCCAGACACUGCCAUCUCAGAGUUCUCCCUGCUUCAUCUCAGGUAUUUUGUAAUAUCUCAUCUCUGUCAUUGUUCCUUCUAGUGGCUUCAGACUUAAAGUAAAUGCCUUACAUGAACACAAUGGUGGGAAAAAACCCUUUUAUAGCUGAACAGUUUGAAGAGAUGCAUAUUGACAUUCUGGAUUUUCAGGUUACUGCUCACACUGUGUCCACAUAAGUCAAAUUCCCAGUGCUUCCAGUUCAGGUUGUGGAUUGUUAAUUCAUAAAUGUUGUUCUUAAUGUGCUGAAUGUCUUGAAAAACACUGUCAAAACCAUUUUUUUCCACUUGAAUUCAUUGCACAUUAAAGUAAUUUGGGGCCCUACAGUGUUCUCAUUACAAUAUCCUUUACUCAGACUUUCUCUGGACAAAAAGGAAGUUUUUCAAUGUUACAAAAUGCUAGUAUGGCUUUCAAAAGUCUGAGUUUGUUUCUCAGUGUUAUCACCGUGGAAAAUAGUUCUGUAUUUCCUAAAAGAGCAUUAAAAGAAGACGUACAAAAUCCACAACUGUAGUUUGAUUGCAUUUGAAAAUACCUGUAGAAGUUCAAACCUUGAUCUUUUCCCCAUUGCUCUGGGGUAGAAGGAAGUGCAAAUAAUUGCUGCUGGAUUAGUCUGUGAACAAGUAUUAUAUAAACAUUCUAAAUGGCUCAAGGUUAAAAAUUAUGCCAUUAAGCUAUUUUUCUUUUAAGCAUUAAUAGAACGAGUUCUGCCAAUAACUCCUUGGAGUCCUGUCGGGUAUGCUUUUAAUUAUCAAUAUCCUUGUUCUUGCAAAUACUAAAUCACUAGUAAUUAUGGAAGAAUCUAGAGCCCCUAGGAGACAGAGGUGAGCUCCCUGAUGUAGCUUUAAGCAAAAAUGAAAGUUACAUAUUUAGUAAGUUUACCUGAAUAAUCAUCAUAAUGCUUAUGAUGAUUAUUCAAGUCAAGGAUGGUCAAAAUAAAGAUAUGUUUAUUGUAAGGGUAUUGUGGAAGUCAUAGGAAAAAACACUUAUUUUGUCCCAGGCCAUUUCGUAGUGUUACACAAAGAGACUAAUACCGGCAGACUAAUUGAAAAGUACAAGAGAGGAAAACAUGGUCUGUAAGUGUGGAAUUGGCUGUAGCAGCCUGAAUAUUGCUGAGGUUUGUCUUUGUUUUUCUUGAUGUGAUGAGGCUGUAUAGGAGGACAGUAAUAUCAUUAACCACAAUCUCUUGUCCUUCCCUUCAGUUAUGAGAGCACUGCUUAUCAUCUUUUGUCUGACUCUUAGAGAAAGUGUAAUUAAUUACCAGGCUAGCUCUUUGCCCCGGGGAAGGAAAUUCAUUUUGAGGCUGCAACAAUCCCUACUCUUGUUCUGCUGUUCUCAAAGGAAAGGCAUUUUCCCAUAGUUUGGUUUUCAGCUGAAAAAUUACUACAUAAAAUUUCAUUCAGAGUGGAAACUGGCUCUUCCAUAUUGGUAGAUAAAGGUUAUGGGUCAUGGCCUGUUAAUGGGUAGGACUGAGGAGGUUAUUUGUGCAGUGAUUCAGGAGAAGAAUCUGUUCAGUGUC
Camarhynchus parvulus is the source of this 3733-nucleotide messenger RNA. RefSeq names its product meiotic kinetochore factor (gene MEIKIN). Lineage: Eukaryota; Metazoa; Chordata; Aves; Passeriformes; Thraupidae. Gene Ontology annotation, biological process: meiosis I sister chromatid cohesion; homologous chromosome segregation; meiotic sister chromatid cohesion, centromeric. The transcript has 14 exons. Bases 35 to 1543 code for a protein of 502 amino acids. Gene Ontology annotation, cellular component: kinetochore. The record is from RefSeq and is a predicted model, not a curated record.